ACUGUUAGAAAUUUUUAAUUAUUAAAAGUGUCAUCACAUUGGAUUAUGGAGGAGGAUGGCUUUCCGGCAACGAUGAUCACCUUUAAUAAUGAUCUUACUCCACAAAAUACUCUAAUCUUUCUUUAAAACUUGAAAUCAAAGCACAUCUCUGAAGAUGAGUGCUGAAUUAGAUUUCAAUAUAUUGACCAACAGCAGGUUUGAUGCAAAAUGGCUUAAAAUAGAUCUUCAAGAUGCCCUAAAACGCCAUCAGUUGGCACAAUCCUGGAAUGAACUCAUUAAAGAUGGGGAGAUCUACGGUGACUUCAGUGAAACUCUUUUGAAUGGUGUUGGUGUUGCAGCUCGAAAAGGUCAUAGCGGACACUACUACUGCGGACUGCGAGUGCUGACCUGUGCCUGUUGUGAUGGGAUCUGUGGUCCCCAACGAGGCUGCAACUGCGGCCCGUGCCAACAACUGGACCAGGAGGAGGUUUGUCGCACACAGCAACACAAGCCGCAGCCUUCGCAAUACUUGCUUGACCGAUGGGAGUGGGCCAACACACAGUGCCGCAAGGAGCUGGAGACGUGUGUGGAGUCGUUGGCAUAUGAGCAAAAACAGCUGUGUGAAAGUGUAGCUGGCAGCACGUUGUCCGUAUGUAGACUGAGACAGAGACUGGCCGUGACGUACAGGUACUUCCUGGCUCUCGGACGUCACUCCCCCACCACUGACUCUUCUCGGACUGACUCCAGCAAGCAGCAGCCAAAAAGUGUCACACAGGCCAAGAAGAUCAUCAGCAAACAUUCCUCUGAAAAUGCUUCAUUGGGAUUGGCUCGUGUUGGAACCAGAGCUGCUCUUAAUUUCUCUUUUGCUUUCCUUCGGAGAGCUUGGAGAUCAGGAGAAGAUGCAGAUCUGUGCAGUGAGCUAUUACAAGAGUCUUUGGCUGCUAUGCAAUCUCUCCCAGUCGCUACGCUGUUUGAUGACUCUGCCGUCUCUCCGGUGUGGAUGGAAGUGGUUGAUCGAUCCGCCAAAUUUCUUAAACAAGUUGUACUGGGGGAUGACAACUGGGCAGGCAGUACCCAGGUACCUGUGAUGGACCAACAUUACGCCCUGUGUCUGUUGUUGGAGUUGGCCACACAGCGGGCGACUCUUAGUCACCUACUGGAAGCUGUGUUGUUACUGUUGAACUUGCAUGAGAGCAGGAAUCACCGACAGGACAACCGGUCUGACGAAGCUGACAUAAAUCCUCCACUGGUGCCAUUACUACGACGGAUAGAGAGCAUACCAUCUGCUAAAGCGCCCAGUUCAGCAGCUGAUGAGUGGAAUGACAACACUCCCUAUAGGGUGAGCCCUACGGCAUGUUUCCUGCAAUACCUGGAGCUCCCGGAAGAUGAUUGCAUUGACUUGCAGCUAGCGGCUAUUGUCAUCAUGGCUCAUCUUGAUAGACUGGCGACUCCAUAUCUACCACCUGCUACUUUUCUCCAGAACACAAAGCUGUUCCAAGAGGUUCAGGCGUGGGGUUGGCUACCGUGGGACCUGGGCGACACUCCGCACAGCUGUGAACAGAUCGGAGAACUCGGUGUGAACAAGAUGGCCUGCGGGGAGCUGGGCGUACUGCUGCUCUCACACUGCGGCAAACUGUACUUCAUGCCUUACACUUGCGAAUCUCAGAUUCCAGAGAAGGUUGAAGCUCUGGCCAACAAGGAGGUGGUGGAGAUUGCCGCACAUCCAGAUGCUAAGCACUACCUAGCUCUAACAGCGGAGGGAGAGGUUUACGCAUGGGGUUGCGGUGACGGAGGCAGACUGGGUCUAGGAGACUGUAGCAACAAAGAGGAGCCUACACUGGUAUCUACAUUGUCUGGGCUCAGAGUCACCAAGGUGGCUGUUGGCAACACUUACAGUGCUGCGAUAACUGCCAGAGGAGAGCUGUACACCUGGGGUAGAGGCAACUAUGGCAGACUCGGCCACGGCAGCAGUGAAGACGUCAAUCUGCCUACUCUCGUUGUUGGUCUUAAAGGACAGUACAUAGUUGACGUGGCUUGUGGUAGCGGAGACGCACAGACGUUAGCCGUCACUGACUCUGGUCUGGUGUUCUCUUGGGGUGACGGUGACUAUGGGAAACUUGGCAGAGGAGGAAGUGACGGAUCAAAACUACCAAAACUCAUUGACUGUUUACAAGGUGUAGAGAUCAGCCGAGUUUACUGCGGUGCUCAGUUCAGUCUGGCGCUGAGCAGCUCAGGUGAUAUCUACGCUUGGGGCAAGGGUGACAACUUCCGUCUCGGCCAUCCCUCUGAGGAGCAUGUCCGCUUUCCCAAGAUUGUACAAGCCAUGAAGGGCAAGAGGGUGAAGCAGCUAGCAGUAGGGUUGGUGCAUGUGUUAGCACUGACGGAGAGUGGGGAGGUGUACGGGUGGGGAAAACAAGAGUACGCUCAAUGUGGGGACCAAGCUUCAUCAGAUGAACCUCACCUUCUGACCCUUCUGAGAGGAAAAAACAUCGUUGGAUUAUCCUGCGGACCGACUCAGAGUUUUGCUUGGAGCACGAGCGACAGCUGGAAGAUCGGCCUACAUGUCAUGUUUGUGGUGGACGUUUGUGAGGAAACACUUCUGAGACUAGAGGAGCUGCUGACCAGUGUGUGUGAGGACAUCUUGGUCAACACCGACUGGCCACCUCCUCAACACAAAGAGUGCCUGAUAGUCUCCACACUGAACAUCCUGCGGCUGCAGCUGCACGCCAUGACCAAACACCAGGUGGACAGUGGCAGUGUGGGCAUGUCCGGCGGCUCACGACUACACUCGUCACUCAAGCGGCUUGUGGUCGAGCUGGCCAGCAGUGCUUGUGUGAUAGACAGUAUACAAGCAGCGGCUCAGGCGACACUGCAGGCUGGUUGGAGCAUAUUGCUGCCCACGGCUGACGAGCGCGCUAGGACAUUGUCCUCACUGUUGAGCGGUUCUGAGUGGGAAACCAACAACUUGAGUCAAGGCCAUCACUUCAUGACUGACUUGCUUGUGUCAAGUUUGAUGGCGGAUGGAGGUUUGGAAACAUCUUUGGAAGCAGCAAUCAAAGGGGAGUUAGCUGAAAUGAAAGAUUACGAUUCAGAUUUGCUUCUCGACUCUGAAAAUCACGACAGAUACUCUUCUGCUGUUCCUUUGCUUCACCUUGUCAAACAACUGCUGAGGAACUGUCUCGUCCAGAGUGAGAUGGCUUUGCAGACACUGAGACACAGACCAGGCCAACCUCGCUCUCCUAGCCUCAACCUGCUGCUGAGGUUCCAGAGACUCCUUGUGUCACAAAUCUUCCCUCAGAGUCAGCAGAACAAGCCGUAUGAAGAUGAAAACAGCCAUGGAGCACAGUCUCUGCUGUACAAGUACAUCCUGCUGUUGACUAAGCCUCUCACUAGAGUUAUCAACUUGGCAGCUGGUCUGGCGGCCCACAGCCCUCGCCACUUCUACGUCGUAACAGCCAUCUUGAAGCAAGACGCUGUUGAGAUGCUACUGCCGGAGUUGCUGGUGUCACUGGUGAUGUUACAACAAGAGGUUCCUCUGCUGUUACACUCUGUUGACUGGCUGCAGUUGUUCACUCCUCUACUGGAGUCUCUGGAAGCCUUCAACAGACUCACUCCAGGACUGGAUAAGGAAGAUGAUGAGGACCUUUCAUGGCCUGGAGUCAACAUAACCAGCAGUAACUACAAGAGUCCAGACGACAUGACGUUGAUACGCAAGGCUGACAUUGAGAAUCAUAACAGAGACGGAGGCUUGUGGGUGCUCAUCAACAACAAAGUGUAUGACAUUCAGGACCUCAGGUGUGGAGGUAAGGAAGGGAUGUGCCUAGCCCAGGAGGACCUGGCUCAAGCUCCUCAUGACAUCCUGGCCAGCUGCUGUGUCGGAAACUACCUGGAUCCUGAGGAGGAAGUCUUGCAGUCCGUAGAGCCAGCUGUAGCAGGGUCGCCAUUACUGGAUGCUGAGCGUGUGUUGGGCUACCUGCUGGGCCUCCACGCCCACUGGCUGGCACAGUCUACGCCCCAACAGCUGCCGGAGACCGAGGUGGUCUCCUGGCUCACCUCGGAGUUCCUGCAGGGAGGACUGCACGUCACCACGCCUCCCAGCCCGUACGAGGAGAAGAGCGAGGCGAGAAGUACAGGCAGCACGCCUACAGACCCCACCACGCCUCAGGCGCCCCAGGUCGACUCUAGCCCCAUGGAUAACAUCAGACUGUCGGAACACUGGAUGCACAACUUGAUGGGUCUCCUGGAUCACCACUUCAAGCAGCAGAACACGUACCACUUCAUGCGACACAUAGCCUUCACACCUGACCAUCCGGUGGAGGAAGUGGCCAGACUGUUACUGGCCGUGCUGGUGAAACAUCUGGCUCUGGGGCACCACGCUGUCAGUAUCACGGAGAAAGGUUUUGUAGGGAGCAAUGCCAAGCACUUUGCCAACGUCGCCAAAGUCGUUCAUCAGACCAAGUGGAAACUCAUCAAGAUGAGACAGGAACAGAACCGGUCCUACAAGGAGGUGUGUGCUCCCAUCCUGGACAAAUGCAGGUUUCUGCUGUACGAAGUGCGGCCUGCGACCAGCCACGAGUGUAAUGCUCUGAAGCAUCUGAGGCUGCUGUCAACAGAGUCAAGAUGGCGAAGAGUAAUAAGAACUGUUAUAAAACAACAAAGAGGCUUCAAGGCAGCUGAUAUACAGAAUCAAGACAUCAAAGCCAAGAAGAUGAGAGAAGAAGCUGGUGAUAAGACACCUCAGACUUCUAAAAGAUCUCCUAGUCCAGACAAACACUCAAGAGACGCAGAGAUUCCAGCGAGUUGUGAGAGUGAAGCCAGUCUGAUCCAAGCCAUCGCAGACUUUGUGACUAUGAGUGGAGACGUGGAGGCCUUACGUAAGGCGAUGUACUGUCAGAUUGAGAGAGCAAAUUUGCGUAAAUCAGGCCUCAACAUGAUGCUGCAACUGGUGAAGAAAGAACAUUUAAUACCUUCGGUGAAGUACUACCUGUUGAACGGUUGGCUAGGCCCUGCUACGCCUCGUCACCCCCAGCAAGCGAGGGGCAGAGUCUCUCACUGCCUCACUGACAUACACUUGGUCACCACAUAUCAGAAGGUGGAAGUGUUGCUGGCUCAAGCAGAGUUGCUUCAAUGGACACUACAGAGCCUGAAGGAUUUGGUGCUGCAGUCGGAACAUUGGGCCAAGUGGCACAGUCACGGUCUUCGGACAAGCUUCAACUCCCUGCGGAAACUCGCUUGGACCAGGUUUGUAAUUGUACUGGUCGGACUACUAACACAAGCUCACCAAGGAAACGAGCUCAGUCUGAUCAUCAACUCAGGCUUGUUUCCGCUCACUCAUUACAUUCUUAAAGAGACGGAGGUGGAGCAGACGACGCAACAGCUGGUGGUGGAGAGGAAGGAGACGUAUGUUAUCCUGGAGGAGCAGAGUGGCAGCUGCCGCCCAGACCUCACAGCGCUGUCGGGUCCGGAGAUGUCUCGCCUGCUCAAGAUAGGCACUAGAGUCGUUCGUGGCAUUGACUGGAAGUGGGGAGAUCAGGACGGGCCUCCACCGGGUGAGGGCCGGGUGAUAGGAGAGUUGGGUGAGGACGGGUGGAUCCGAGUGCAAUGGGACAACGGAGCCACCAACAGCUACCGCAUGGGCAAAGAGGGCAAGUUUGACUUGAAACUGGCAGAGCCUCCCUCUGCUGAUAACAAUGACGACUCUGAAUCUGUCGUCGAGAACAAACUUGCUUCACAAAAUAACGGAGAUGAAGUACCACCAGCAGACCGGCUGAGGCAGGCCGUGAUCAACUUGCUGAGGACAGUGGCUAUCAGUAGUGGACUAGAUGCUGAUCACAUGCAGCCUUCUGCUAUACAGGCUCUCACGUCUUUGCUGAGGAGCAUUGUACAGAUGAACCAUCUGACAGGCAAGUCCCAGAGAGGCUGGGCCAGUCUGGGGUUUAUCAGGGCAAUUUGUGUGUCGAGUCCUCUGUGUCAUGCACUGAGCUCACCACCGUGGCUGGACUUGUUGUUCAAUAUAGCUUCCUCCUUCGAUUCUCCCCUUGUCAAACUACCUAUUCAGCUCCAAGCGUUCAGGUUGAUGAAAGCAGUGUUGCCAACUGGCAUCAGCAACCAGGAGCAGCGCUACACUGUGCUGCAGAGGUUGUUUCACCUGCUCGGAGUCACAGCACUUAUGUGUCAGCAUGAUGUUGGUUAUUACACAGGCAACAUGAGGCCAGUGUUCCUGACGGCCAGUCAGACGACGACUAUCGUAGAGGAGUGCAUCUCCCUGCUGCGCACACUGUACACUGAGUGGACCCAGGUGUUCAACAUUGUACUCAGCUCUAAGCUGGCCACGGCUAGCGACCUCCUGUCCCAUCCACUGCUCAACCUGCAGAACGAAGCAGAGUUGGACACAGUGACUCUCCAGGCUGGAGCCAUGGCUUCCCUCCUCGUCAUUGGAGGAGUCGAUGACCGGCCAAGGCUGGGUGGUGUGGUCACCGUUGACGGCAGCGGAGAAGGAACGAUUUGCCGGUUCAACCAACAUGCCAAACUGAACGUCCAGAUGCACGAUAGCAGUGCGACCAAGAAACUGACACUGCACAAUCUAACAGUUGUACCAACUGCACCAUUCAAUCUGGACAAAAUAUCCCUGACUGAAAACAUGCUGGACACAUGGGCUACACUGUUGUCAGUCACAACACUCAGUCACACAUUCAAAACUUCCCCAGGUACCAUCAACAUACCGCUGUUGCGCAACCAGCAGCAGUUGCUGGUAGGCAUCAAAGCAGGUCGUGUGUUGUUGAGGCACCAACGAGUGCUGCGUAGAGUCUUACGCCGUCCGACACUUGCCCCCACCACCUCUCUUGAAGCACUCAAUGAAGUAGACGACCUUGAGAGUGACAGCACUUCUCUGUUGUUGCACCAUUUGGUGUCCAACGCUGUGCAGCCUUCGCCGGUCAAGUCUGAGUACAGCCGGCAAGAGCUUGAGGAGGCAGCAAUCUGCGUGAGUCAGUACCUGGCAGUCCAGGUGAAGGUGAAGCCGGCCGAUGUGUCCAACAGAGCCACGCGGGGCCGGCGAGGCGUGGCGGCUGCAGCUGUAGCCUCCCCCUCCGCACUACCCCUGGUCACACAACUCACCGAGAUGGGGUUCUCCCGCCGCACUGUCGACACAGCCGUCAAAGUGUUAAGCGAGAACAGUGACAACCCUAUGACAGUGGAGAGACUUGUGGCCUGGUUGUUGGAACACCCUGAGGAUUGUCUGUCCGAUUCUCCUUCUCUGUCUUCAUUCGAUGCUCUCUCAGAUAAGGACUCUCUGUCUGACGAAGUCACCUCGUGCACGGAGGAGCAGUCGAGUUCGACCACGCACUACCACAAGCGGUCGGAUUUCUUCAGUCAUGACGAGUACGCGAUGUACGUGAGAGACUACGUGGCGCCUGGCAUGCUCGUGAGGUGUUGCAAGACUAUAGACGAGGUCCAGCAGGGUGAGGUCGGCAGAGUGCUGGCCAUCGACCAUGAGGGGCUUCAUGAUCUCAACCUUCAGGUUCUGUGGCAGGAGCGACCAGGCCGGGAACAGAACACAGUCUGGGUGAGGUUCAUCAACGUAGAGCUGCUCGGUUUCUCAGCCCCCACCACAGUAGGCCCCGCUAUCAAGGUGGGGGACAGAGUGAGGGUGAAGGCAUCCGUAGCCACUCCACGGUUCAAGUGGGGCUCCAUCGAUCACAACAGCAUCGGCGUGGUCACCAGUGUGAGCAGCCAUGGCAAGGGAGUGACCGUAGACUUUCCGCAGCAGAGCAACUGGACAGGCGUUGUGUGUGAGAUGGAGGUGGUUCCUUCUUGCCACCUCAACAUCAGCUGUAACGGCUGCCGCAUGUUUCCCCUGGUCGGUCCCAGAUUCAGGUGCAAAGCUUGCGACAACUUCAACUACUGCGAGAACUGUUUCUACACCCAGAAAAACCACCGGCACAGCUUCAGUCGGAUAUUUGAGCCUGGCAGUGCUGCAGUGUUUGCUGGUAGACCUGGUAGAUUCAACAGACAAGACAUGCAGCCAGAGACAGACAACAUUGAGGACUGGUCACAGUGUAUCAAGAGUUUUUCCGUGUCGAGUAGAGAGAGCUCAGCUCACCAUCUGAUUGAUCCCUUCUCAGACAUGUAUUGGCAGAGUGCCGGCUCCCAGGGAAAGCAUUGGAUCAGACUGGAGAUGCAACCAGACAUUGUUGUUCAGUCGCUCCGUAUGAAGGUGGACCCGUGUGACAGCAGCUACAUGCCUUCAUUGGUGGUGGUGAGUGGAGGCAACUCCUUCACCGGACUACAGGAGCUGGCGACUGUCCACGUACGCAACACCAACACCAUCGUCACGCUGCUCUCUGAUGUCAAGAAGUACUACCCUUUCAUCGAGAUAGCCAUCAAGCAGUGCCGCAACGGAGGUAUUGACUGCAAGAUCCACGGUUUGUACAUCAGCGGACGACGCAGAUCUCCCUUCAGCGACCUUCCAGCCUCCGUGUCCUUCCUCGCCUCAGACUGUCCUGAUCUGCAGUCGUACAACUACAUGUCAGAGCUGGAGAACAAUGCUGCCAACAACCCCAGCAAGGUGUUUGUAUGGGGACUGAAUGACAAGGACCAGCUGGCUGGUUUAAAGGGCUCCAAGGUCAAGUUCCCCUUUUACUCCGAGGUGCUCACGUCUCUGCGACCCACUUAUAUCGCCGGUGGCUCCAAGUCUCUCUUCAUCGUCUCACAUGACGGCAAGCUGUACGCGUGUGGAGAGAGCACCAACGGCAGACUGGGUCUCGGCCACAGCAACAACGUUUCACUACCCAGACAGCUGACGUCUCUCAGUCAGUACGUGGUCAAGAAGGUGGCUGUACACUCGGGAGGCAAACAUGCCAUGGCGCUCACACUGGACGGCAAGGUAUUUUCGUGGGGGGAGGGGGACGACGGCAAGCUGGGUCAUGGAAACCGUUUGACCUUGGAGAAGCCUCGGCUGAUUGAAGCGCUCAAGUCAAAGCGUGUGAGAGACAUUGCGUGCGGCAGCUCACACAGUGCAGCCAUCACGAGCAACGGAGAACUGUACACUUGGGGCCUCGGAGAAUACGGCAGACUGGGCCACGGUGACACCGUCACACAGCUCAAGCCUAAACUGGUCAAGGCGUUGCUGGGUAACCACAUAGUGAAGGUGGCGUGUGGGUCGCGCGAUGCCCAGACCCUGGCAUUGUCUACGGACGGCAUGGUGUUCUCGUGGGGCGACGGAGACUUUGGCAAGCUGGGCCGCGGCGGCAGCGAAGGCUGUGACAAACCUCACAAUGUGGAGCGACUCAACGGCCUCGGUGUCACUCAUAUUGAGUGUGGCGCUCAGUUCAGCCUUGCGCUCACCAAGAGUGGACAGGUGUGGACGUGGGGCAAGGGAGAUUACUUCCGCCUGGGGCUAGGUACAGACCAGCAUGUGAGGAAGCCCACCCUAGUAGAGGCUCUGAGAGGGGAGAAGGUGGUGCAUGUAGCAGUGGGAGCGUUGCACUGUCUGGCCGUCACUGACAUGGGAGUGGUGUAUGCGUGGGGAGACAAUGAUCACGGACAGCAGGGUAACGGCACGACUCUGGUCAACCGCAAGCCUUCGCCCAUCCAAGGGUUUGGAGACGUCCACAUCAACCGCGUGGCGUGCGGCUCGUCUCACAGCGUGGCGUGGUGCGCUGUAGACCGCAAGGCCAAGUUUGUGGCCGACCCUGUGCUCUUCGGUCAAGCUAAGGACGCACUGGGAGCUCACAUCAUGGGACUCGGAGAAGCAACCAACUACAAGGACCUGUACACUGUGGGACCUCUGGGGGCUCGUGAGUCUCUGGCUCGCACCAUUCUCUCACUGGAGUCCAACAUGGCUAAGCAGAACGCACUGCAGCACGUACUGAACGCACUACGCGUGAUGUACGCUCGAGACGCAGUCAUCGCUGCCCUCACCUCCAACAACAAGAUGGACGCCCCUACCACAUCAGAAGAUGCAGCAGACAGCCCAGAGACGCCUCAGACUACAGUGCCUCCUACUGCGGAGAUAGCUCAGGGUGGAGGGGAGGCUCCUGCUUGUGAGGCGGAGAUGGCAAACAUUAGCACCAAGUCUACACCAGAAAGUACAGACAGUCCGUUGGCUGCGUUCCCGUCCAUGUCUAUGAGCAGCUCAGCCAGUCUCUCCUCUCGGGCUUCCAAAAUGUCUGCCAGCGCAAUGAGUGUCAUCGCAGCCACCAUGAAGUGCAAUCCCCAGGCGUUGGGGCUGGGCGAGGCAGCCAAGAGGCCAGUUUCCAACCUAGAUGACUUUACAUCACUGUUGGGCCUCCAUGACGCCCGCAUGUUGGUAGACCUGCUCAAGCUGGCUGUAGCCAAGAGGGUAGGGCCUGGUGCCAAAGAGACCAUCGCCACCAUCCUCAUCAGUAUGGCGACAUCUAUGCCGUCAGUGGCUGGCAUGUUGUUGGAGCUGUGUGUGACGGAACUGGAGGAUGUUGCUCUCAACAACAACAACAUCAACGCAACGCCCAUCCCUGUCAUACAGGAGAGCUCUCACCCCUACAUAGACGAUAUUGCCCUCAGCGGACACGUCAAGAUACCUGGAGCCGUGGUGCUGAGGGUGGAGUUUGACCGACAAUGCAGCACGGAGCGCAGACACGACCCUCUGUGUAUCAUGGACAGCAGUGGAAAGACAAUCUGCGUAAAGUCUGGCCGCGACUGGAGCGAUUGGUGUUCACCAGCCAUCAUACAUGGUGAUGAACUAAAAUGGAAGUUCUCCAGUGACGGGUCAGUGAACGGAUGGGGCUGGAGGUUCACAGUUUACCCCAUCACCAGUCACGACGGGCCGACCGGGUCAGACCGGGACAUGCUGUCCAAGCCCAGUGUGGAGCUAGUGAUGAGUCUACUGGAGCCUUGCCUCUCUCUAGCACCUCAUCGCUCACUCAUUACCAGACUGGUGGCAGCACUGGCGUCCUGCUCUCAGCUCAGCUCACUUGGACCAAGUGAGCGGAUGUGGUGCCUGGAGACUCUGAGGGAAGUGUUAUGUUCGGAUCUCGGAAAAUUGUUGGAUAUGUCGGCACUCCUGCAUACAGAUCAGGUGGAUUCUGCACUGUCCAGUCUAUUAAGAGGUCUUCCACAAGCGUUACUCAGACAAUAUGAAUACGAGGAACCUUCAGUCAAAGCUGGUCGACAACUCAUGCACAGUCCGUUCUUUAAGGCGCUGGUAGCCCUGGCUUGUGACCUAGGCCUUGACUCCCUCGCCUGCUGUGCUGACAACAAGAAGUGGAUGUGGUUCAGACGCUACUGUCUUGCCAUGAGGGUGGCUUCCUCACUCAUACAGCGCACUCCUUUACCUCAGUCCUUCUGUUUGGAGGUGCAGAAGGAGAUUUCAGAAGUUGCAACGCGCAGUGGUGACUACAAGAAUGAGCAUGAGAACCAUGACUUGUUCAAACCUGAACAUGACGAACAACUGCUUCUGUGGGUGAACAGGCAACCAGAAGACUGGAGUUUGUCGUGGGGAGGCACCAACACUAUCUACGGCUGGGGUCACAACCACCGAGGUCAACUGGGGGGUGUGGAGGGGGCGAAGGUGAAGGUGCCUACGCUGUGUGACGCCCUCAGUGCGCUACGGCCCGUCCAGAUAGUCGGGGGAGAACAGACACUGCUAGCAGUCACGUCCGACGGGAAAGUGUACGCCACCGGCUAUGGUGCUGGGGGCAGACUAGGCCUAGGCAACUGUGACACAGUGACUACUCCCACCCUCAUAGACUCAUUGGAGAAUGUGUUCAUCAAAAAGGUCGCUGUCAAUUCCGGGGGGAAGCACUGUAUGGCUCUCACCUUCGACGGAGAGGUCUACUCUUGGGGUGAAGGCGAUGACGGCAAACUGGGUCAUGGUAACAAAUCCAUGUGUGACAGACCCACCCUAGUGGAAGCGCUAAGAGGCAAGGAGAUAGUAAACAUAGCGUGUGGAGGUUCUCACAGUGCAGCUAUCACGGUACACGGGGAGCUGUACACGUGGGGCAAAGGACGCUACGGCAGACUGGGCCAUGGCGACACCGAGGACAAAUACGUACCUAAACUGGUGGAGGCAUUGCUGGGGUACAAUGUGGUGGACGUAGCUUGUGGCAGUGGAGACGCCCAGACUCUAGCAAUUACAGACGACGACAGUGUGUGGUCGUGGGGCGACGGAGACUAUGGGAAACUGGGCAGAGGUGGUUCAGAUGGUUGCAAGGUACCUAUGAAGAUAGAGUCUCUGGCAGGUCUGGGGGUUAUCAAGGUAGAGUGUGGAAGUCAGUUCUCAGUUGCUCUCACUAGGUCUGGCUCCGUCUACACAUGGGGUAAAGGAGACUACCAUCGCCUCGGUCAUGGAACAGACGACCACGUGAGACGACCUCGCAAGGUAGCUGCUCUACAGGGCAAGAAGGUCAUUAGCAUCGCUACAGGGUCGUUGCACUGUGUAGCGUGCACUGACCAAGGUGAAGUCUACACUUGGGGAGACAAUGACGAAGGCCAGCUGGGAGACGGUACAACUACGGCCAUCAUGAGACCGAGACUCAUCAUGGCUUUGCAGGGAAAGAAGAUGACGCGGGUGGCGUGUGGCUCGGCGCACACGUUGGCAUGGAGCACGGACAAGCCGUUUGCCUCCACUGUGCCGACAAAGGUGCCGAUGGAAUACGACCUGCUGAAGGAACUGUCGCCCUCGCUGAUCCGCAACAGACUCGUGCUGCUGCUGCAUUUCAGCGACCUGUUGUGUCCCAAUGUCUCCAUGUUCCCCCUCACUGGCGACGUCAGUCUCGACUCACUGCGCGGCUUCCUGGUCUACAUGGUCAAGGAGAUCACGUUCCGCAAGGUGGUGCAAGCCACGAUGGUGAGGGACCGACAGCACGGGCCGGUGAUAGAGCUGAACCGCAUCCAGGUGAAGCGGUCGCGCAGCAAGGGUGGUCUGGCAGGACUGGACGGCAUCAAGUCUGUGUUCGGCCAGAUGCUGGGCAAGGUGCAGUUCCUCACGCAGGAGGCGCUGUUCCUGCCUCACCGCGUGUGGAAGGUCAAGUUUGUAGGGGAGAGUGUAGACGACUGCGGUGGAGGGUACAGUGAGAGUAUUGCAGAGAUGUGUGACGAGCUACAAAACGGCUCACUUCCUCUACUCAUCCCUACCCCUAACGGACGAGAUGACACGGGCACCAACCGAGACUGCUUCCUGCUCAACCCCGUGGCCAACUCACCCUUGCAUCUCAACAUGUUCAGGUUCUUAGGAAUGCUGAUGGGAAUUGCUAUCAGGACAGGCAGUCCACUAAGCCUCAAUCUAGCGGAGCCAGUGUGGAAACAGCUGGCAGGAAUGCCUCUAACACCAGCUGAUCUGCAGGAGAUUGACAGGGAUUAUGUGCCAGGACUGCUCUGUAUCAGAGACAUGAGUCCUGAUGACAAGGAGCUGAACACACUAGACAUGCCGUUCUCAACUCCCUCGGCCACCGGGGUCGACGUGCCUCUGUCCUCCACUCAUCGUAAGGUCACGCCCCAGAACAGGGAGGAGUACAUCCGUCUGGCGCUAAACUACAGGUUGCACGAGUUUGACGAGCAGGUGGUCGCAGUGAGGGAGGGGAUGGCCAAGGUAGUGCCAGUCCCACUGUUGACGCUAUUCAGUGGCUACGAGCUGGAAACCCUGGUAUGUGGCUCGCCUGACAUCCCCUUGGCGCUACUCAAGUCUGUCGCUACGUACAAGGGUGUGGAGGCGAGUGCUCCGCUAGUCCAGUGGUUCUGGGAGGUGAUGGAGGAGUUUUCCAAUCAGGAGCGAUCUCUGUUUCUCAGGUUUGUCUGGGGUCGCACUCGGCUUCCUCGCACUAUUCCCGACUUCAGAGGACGAGACUUCGUUCUACAGGUUCUGGACAAGUACAAUCCUCCCGAUCACUUCCUACCAGAGAGCUACACUUGUUUCUUCCUGUUGAAGAUGCCACGCUACUCGUGUAAAUUGAUUCUCCGCGAGAAGUUGAAGUACGCGAUACACUUUUGCAAGUCCAUCGACACAGACGAGUACGCAAGGGUUGCGAUGCCUCGUUCGCUCCAUGCGAGCUCCAACAGCGAGAGCGACGGACUUGAGAGCAUUGCAAGCGAAGAGAUUGGCUCAUCAUAAACUGCGAGUGUACGCAAUUAAAUCGCUUCAAACAUGGAAAGUCGUACUACCAGUCACAAAAUCCUAUUAACCAAACUUCUACCUGGUUUUAUCUGCUCUUAAAUUUUAGUUACCUUUUCUACCAUUUGAUAUUUUAGUACUGUCUAGGAUGUAAGAAAUAUUUUGGUUGAAGACCGAAUAUGCCUAUCUUCUAAAUAACCACACAACUGCCGAAUGUAUAUUUUGUAUAGUCUCGUAAAAUUUAGUAUUUUUGUAUAUUUUAAUGUCAUAUUUUUAGUUAUUGUGUUAAAAUUAAAAAUAAUUAAUUUACUGUGAUUUUAAAUUGUUUAUUGUAGAUGUUUGAAUAGGUGUUCGUAAUGGUUUUAGCUUAGUUAUUUUUAUUGUCUUUUGUAUGAGCCAUUAAAUAGUAUUAAAAAUUAAAGUAUAUUAGGUUUUUAGGAUUUUAUUUAAUUUUUUUUUGUCUAUUAUAAAGCCAUUAUAACUUGUUAAAGUGUUGUUUUUUUAAACUAUUUUUAAUUAAAGAGUUAUUACU
This is a messenger RNA of Macrosteles quadrilineatus (aster leafhopper), 14597 nucleotides long. It is a transcript of the gene HERC2, whose product is annotated as E3 ubiquitin-protein ligase HERC2. NCBI's taxonomy places the organism in Eukaryota, Metazoa, Arthropoda, Insecta, Hemiptera, Cicadellidae. The record is from RefSeq and is a predicted model, not a curated record. The coding region runs from base 155 to 14065 and encodes 4636 amino acids. Gene Ontology annotation, biological process: protein ubiquitination. The transcript has 85 exons. Gene Ontology annotation, molecular function: zinc ion binding; ubiquitin-protein transferase activity.